This is a messenger RNA of Fusarium poae, 2535 nucleotides long. RefSeq lists its product as uncharacterized. The transcript is spliced from 4 exons. The coding region runs from base 1 to 2535 and encodes 844 amino acids. The record is from RefSeq and is a predicted model, not a curated record. Lineage: Eukaryota; Fungi; Ascomycota; Sordariomycetes; Hypocreales; Nectriaceae. Gene Ontology annotation, cellular component: cytosol.
AUGACGCGACUAUCGGAUAAUGAAGCUCUAUUGAUCGAACCGCAAGAAGGCGGUCGACCCGAUGAAACGAUCGAGGAACGAUGCUUCUCUGCGGCCCUCAUCUGCCUUGAAGGGCACUUUACCCAGUCCCCUCCCAUGGGACCGCACACAGCAGCCAAAGUGAGCUCUAUGAUCAACAAAACACUAGAAAAGACACAUACGUUUCGCAAGACUCGUGAGGCCGUAUCAAGAAAUGUAGCGAUCUGGAUUUGGCUCACAAGGAUUUUUGCGGCUGCUAUACCCAGCCUCACUACAAGAUCCGUGGGACCCUUAUCAAGCCUCAACGAUCCAGAGAAAGGCGUCACUCCACAAGAGAGCACAGCCUUGAUUGUCAUGAACCAUGUGACGAUAAGGGAAGACCUCGAAACUCUCAUCAAACUGAUGCACAUCGCGCGCAACUUGCUUGUCAAUGCGGAGCCUGAAGUGCCCCAGGAUAUCUGUGCCGCGGUUCACUUUGAUCAAAUGGUUUACCAAACAAUCAUCCUCUGUGUCAAUGUUACUAGCAAAGGCUAUGACGGAGAGAUUCUUGACGAGGCUCAGAGAAUAAAAUUGGGCGGUGUUACAGAACUAUACAAAAAGCUACUUGUAACUUCAUUACAACAGGCACACAACUGGACAGCCAAACAUGACAGGAACAAAAUGUCGUUCUGGUUCGACGUUUUGUUUGACGACGAUGGCGCGCUUUCAUGUCGUGAUGAGAAUACUGGCGAUACUUUAGGUUUCCAACCAGAAGAAGCCAAGAGACAGGUCCAACACUGGUUGGAUAGAAAUUCCAAGCUCUGCGACACUGCCAGGAAACUUCUCAAGGAUCAUGCGCAGAAUCACGCCGACAAACCACCAGGAAACCUUGCUCCCAUCCGUCCAUUGGCCUGGAACUGGCUUCCAGAUGGCUCUGUCGACGUUCCUGGAGAUGUGACUAACACUGACGAGAAGAUUAACCCGGUGUGGAAGCCAGAUGAGACGGAUAAGUUCGAGCAAGAUCGUGCUUACGGCCGUGUCUCUAGAGAGAUCGAUACCUGGUGGUUGAAUGCUCGCGACCCCAAUUACGAUGAAUGGAAUGUUCCUAUGCCUUCCGUGGAGUUUGCACAGACUCGUCUUGAGCAUUGUCGCAACAACCUCAUCCAUCAAUACGCUCACUCUUGCGGGACGGAUCAUUCACCACCUUCGGGCGUCGUUGAGGAAGAACAGCUAUCAGACCACGAACAUUACCCCAAGCAGAUCGAGGCUUUGCACAUGAUCGUGAAAUCGUGCAUACUGGACAAUGCUGGCUCUGGCUUGACUCGCGCGGGCGAGAACCUUCAAAAGACGCGCUGCCGUAUGUUCCUAGCACUCGACUGUGGAAAGAGUCUGUUGCGAGAGAUGCUGGUGUUCAUUGCCGUCUGGGAAAAGGAUGAGCAGUCACUGAUAUUCCAGGUGACAACCCAGAUCGUAGAGGCUCUCCAUCACAGCGCUUUGAUUCCGUAUGCGUGGAACUCUUUGCGCAUAGCCAAGGAUAUCAUUUCACCAGCACAGACAGUUCUCCUGCGACUUGUUAACCACAUGUUCAGAGCUCGAGUCAACAAUUCGUCUUCCCAGGAAAACAAGGACAACGCUCGCGACAUCAAGCUUGUGCACUUCUUCUUGAGCUUCUUCCGAACCCGCAUCGUCCCAGAGUGCGCUGCUUUGAUGCAUCUCCAGGCUCAGAUUCGCGAAGAGAACUUUGACCCAUCCGAAUUCCCUGUGGACAGUUGGGAUAUGGAACGUGCUAAAGAUGGUUUGGCUCAAUACCUUGAUUUCCUCACCACGGUUGCCGAGAUGAUGGAUACUCGGGCGAAGCUUAUUGAAUGGGAGGCUGUCUACGACCUCAUCACCAUUCUGAGUGGUCUAGAGGCCGGUGUGCCUAAGAAACCUCUGAUUGAACUCCCGAAGCGGUCCCCGCGAAGCGAAACCAACGGCAACCCUAUGGUUGAGCGGCCCUAUUCAUCUGCAGACGAUAGCCUUCCACCUUCACCACCUCCUCCUCCUCUACAAGAUCCAGCUCACAAGUUCCCCUGGUCGGGAAUUAAGGGACAAAUCUUUACCAUUAUUGCUACUCUCCUACAGCCGCCCCCUGGUCAGAGCAGCCCAGGUAACCCCGAUGUUCAGAUGCAGAUGGUCAAGUAUAACGGAAUUGUGCCUCUGCUCAACUGCUGCGCUUACGACGACCACAACCCUUUUGCCAAGGAACGAGUGACCAUCUGCCUUAAAUGGUUAUUGGAUGGAUGCGAGGCCGCCAACACAUUCUUUAGGGAACUUGUCAAUCUUUCACCUCCACCCAACCUGCGCCCCCCACCCGGCGGUACGACCGUUUCGACGAUUAGGGUCGAUGGCAUUCAAGGCGACGUCAAGGUACAAGUCCGCUCAAGUACAGCCGGGCCAAGCGAGCAAGAGACCAGUGAUAUCGUGGAUGGAACUGGGAAAAUCGAUCUGAACCAACCAAGUGGAGGAGGCAGUAUCGAGGAUGAUUUCAUGGCAUAA